Amoebophrya sp. A25 is the source of this 1509-nucleotide messenger RNA. The record is from the annotation of a GenBank genome assembly. Lineage: Eukaryota; Dinophyceae; Syndiniales; Amoebophryaceae.
UGGCAAGCGUAUAACCCUGACGACCAAGUUUGGAUAGAUAAGGGAGAACAAUGGUACGCGCCAAGUCCGUUCUGGAAUUGCAUGAUUCUGCUCGCGAUGGUCCCGUUCUACCUCGUUGUUGCGUGGUACUUGGCACAGGUGUUUUCGGAGGGGGAGGGCAAGGCGUUGCCGAUGUGGUUUCCGUGUUCGAAGCGUUACUGGACGGGCAAGAGCGACAAAAAAGUAGAAAAUACAGUGGUGCAAGCUCCUAUGCUACUCGGAACCGCCGUGCCGGGCGAUCAGAUUGGUGACGCAGUGGAAGAUACAGUAGGGAAAUCGAGGGAGGCGUCACGCGACGGAAGUGUGCAGUGCCUCAAACUCUCGAAAGCCUAUCACGCACAGACAGCGCUCCAAGAGUUAACCUUGGAGAUGCGUCGCGGAGAGAUCUCCACACUGCUCGGUCACAACGGUGCAGGCAAAUCAACCUUGAUCAAUUUGCUCACCGGAAUUAUGGUUAUAACUUUUCAGACAUCUAUAAUUUCUAAGAAGAGCGACAACGCUGUACAAAACUUCGUCAUGAUUUUUGAGGGAGUUGAGUAUUCAUGAAAAGAAACAAGUAAGUCAAAGUCAUUGAUUCACUCAGCUUCCUCUAAUAUGGGUUACCCUCCGACGCAUGGGCACGCCUUUGUCAACGGACUGUCCAUCGCCGAGGACAUGGCUGAGAUCCAGAAACGAAUGGGAAUCUGUCCGCAAGACCACAUCUUCUUCUCGGAGUUGACUGGCCGCCAGCACAUCGAGUUUUGGUCGCUUUUCCGUGGUGUGAAAGCGACUGACUUUCCGACAUCUCAAGAGGUCGACGCCUUGCUCGCUGCCGUGAACCUGUCCUUUGCGGCGGACCGACUCGUAAAACAGUACUCUGGAGGCAUGCAACGAAAACUGUGCGUCGCCAUUGCCAGUAUAGGACGGCCCGAAGUGAUUUUCCUCGACGAGCCGACGACAGGGCUCGAUCCGGUCUCGAGGCGGCAAGUCUGGGACUUUAUCCAGCGGUUAAAGAAAGACCGCGUGGUGGUGCUCACGACUCACAGCAUGGAGGAGGCGGACUGUUUGAGUGAUCGCAUCGGGAUUCUGUCUUCAGGCCGUCUAAAGACAGUCGGCACCAGUCUCCUGUUGAAAAACAAAUACGGAAGCGGCUUCCGACUCACCUUCAACGUGGAUCCCCCUCAAAUCCGCGACGUAGCAACUUUCGUGCGAGAAAAGCUUCCAGGUUCACAAAUAUUGAUCGCUGCGGGAACCAACCUCAGCGUCGCGGUCCCGCGUAGUCUCGCUGGGAUACUCCCCAACUUUUUGCGUCAGGUCGAACGCAUUAUGGGUGAGGGAGCUGACAAACCCGGUGGCGUGACCGGGACAUCAUCUUCGGGAGGCGGGCAGUCUGCGGGAAGCUCUCCCAGCGCUGUCCUUGGUUACGGGAUUAGCAACAGCACACUAGAAGAAGUUUUCAUGAACCUCACAGCAGGCGAGCGCCCUGCCUCU